UGCUGCUGUUUUUCAGGAUUGCAUGUCUCGUAAAGCUGCUUGUUCGGGGGCCUGCAGUGGUGUUUGACUGGACAUUGCAGCCUGGUUCUGAAUGAUGUCAGAACAGGAUUUGGCAGAUGUUGUUCAGAUUGCUGUUGAAGACUUGACUCCAGACAACCCAGAGUGUUGGGGUUUCAGAAGCCAGUGGAUCUGUCGAAGCAGAACAGCUGAUGUGGCAACUCUGCUUCCUCACGUUGUGUUGGCGAAUCAUGAAGUGACAGACGAUGAUGUAGAGCCUACUCUGAAACGCCAGCGCAUAGAAAUUAACUGCCAGGAUCCCUCUAUUAAGUCAUUCCUAUGUUCCAUUAAUCAGACAAUAUGCCUGCGACUGGAUAGCAUUGAGGCAAAGUUGCUGGCUCUAGAGGCUACCUGUAAAUCACUGGAAGAGAAGUUGGAUCUUGUCAUGAACAAACAGCACAGCCCCAUCCAGGUCCCCAUGGUGGCAGGUUCUCCUCUUGGCGCUACACAGACCUGCAAUAAAGUACGAUGUGUUGUUCCCCAGACCACAGUAAUACUGAACAACGACCGGCAGAAUUCAAUUGUAGCCAAGAUGGUUGGACAGGAAGAGCCACUGAGCAGAGCAGCAGAUUCUCUGGAAAAUAUCCUUAGCAAUGCUGUUCCUGGACGUAGGCAGAACACCAUAGUGGUGAAGGUUCCAGGGCACGACGACAGUCACAACGAAGAUGGAGAGAGUGGCUCUGAGACCAGUGACUCAGUUUCCAACAGUGGACAAUUAGGAAGCCAAAGUAUUGGGAACAAUGUCACCCUUAUUACGCUGAACUCUGAAGGUAUGCUGGUCUAAGACUACAUGAGAAAA
This is a messenger RNA of Meleagris gallopavo (turkey), 856 nucleotides long. The record is from RefSeq and is a predicted model, not a curated record. NCBI's taxonomy places the organism in Eukaryota, Metazoa, Chordata, Aves, Galliformes, Phasianidae.